This is a messenger RNA of Metopolophium dirhodum (rose-grain aphid), 1624 nucleotides long. RefSeq names its product 5'-nucleotidase domain-containing protein 1 (gene Nt5a). The transcript has 2 exons. The coding region runs from base 296 to 1591 and encodes 431 amino acids. The record is from RefSeq and is a predicted model, not a curated record. Gene Ontology annotation, molecular function: 5'-nucleotidase activity. Lineage: Eukaryota; Metazoa; Arthropoda; Insecta; Hemiptera; Aphididae.
UAUGAUUCUGUAUUGUGUGUUGAUAAUGCCGUUAUCAGCGAAAUUCCGAACAUUCAAGGUGUGUCAUCCGUGGAAAACUAUCCAGCAGCUGCCGUGGGACGAAAAUUCGACGAUUGCACCGGAUUACAACCCAUCCAGGUUAAGAAUUGAAAAGCGCGCGUCAUAUUAUCACCGACGGUGACGAGAUUUGAUACCGUUUCAGGUUACAAGACAAUACGAUAUAUCUGCUGCAUACUUGGGAGUUGUGAGUUGAGACGGCCAUCAAUCGUGUUGAAUAUCAUUGUACUUAGAAACGAUGCCGGAGACGUUCAAAUUGUCCGACUACGAUUGCGUCGGUUUCGACCUAGACAAUACAUUAUGCGAAUACCGCAUAGGGCCCAUGGUCCAGAUGAUUUAUGACGUACUGAUCGAUUACCUUAUAAAAAACUAUAAUUACUCGGACAAACAUCUGCGGCAGCCGAUAGAUUUUGAUUUUUUUCAGCGGGGUCUGUUUUUAGAUGCUGAAAAAGGUAACAUUUUAAAAAUCAACGGUACUGGUCAAAUACUAAGAGCAGCCCAUGGCACUAAUUUCAUGUCCGACGAAGAAAUUAUGUCCGUGUAUGGCCCGAACAGGACAUGGACGGUGACUGAUGUGUUUGUAGAAAACUUUUUAGAAACAUGGAACGGACCCAUGUCAGAAAAAAUCAGACCUCUUCUUGAUUUUUUUGACAUUCCCGUGUCACUUGUAUUUGGCCGUUGUAUAGACAGCAUUGAUAACAUAUCUCGCCCUCAAACCUAUAAUGUCUGGCCUGAUGUGUUAAAAGGCUUGAUCUAUAUGUACUCUAGGGAGAACUUUUCAGCAAAUACUGGCGAUUAUUUUCCAUACUUGAAAUCUACUCCCUCUUUAUAUUAUAAUAAAUGCCCAGACUAUGUGCUCAACUGGCUUAAAGAAUUAAAACAAACUAAAAAAGUUUUCUUGAUUUCGGGAUCACAUGUUGACUAUGCCAAUUUUACAGCUACACAGUCAUUAGGUGAAAAUUGGAAAGAACUAUUUGACAUAGCUGUUUUUUAUUCAAGAAAACCAGGAUUUUUCACUACGAAUAGACCAUUUUAUAACACAGAUUCUCAAAUGUUAAACGAAUGUGAUCUUGUGGACAACAUACAGUUUAACAAUAUUUAUAGUCAAGGUAAUUGGGAUCAGUUACAUGAAUUAUUAAAAAAAGAAACUGGGAAGUCUAACCCGAAGUGCUUGUAUGUUGGCGAUAAUAUACUGCAAGAUGUCGUAGCUCCUGCCAAGUUCUCUGGUCUAGAUACUAUAGCUGUUGUUGAGGAAAUGAAAUUAGAUUCAAAUGAUAAUGAUAUUAAUCCCGACAAUAACAUGUUAAGAACAAACAAAUGGAGUUCAUAUCUGGUCGACUGCGACAAAAAAGACACAUCCAUUUGGACUUCAUUCAUUGCGAAUCACGGAAAACUUUGUAUUCCAUCCAUAAAGAAUUUAGCAAAAAAGCCUAUAAAUUUUGAAUUUACACCAUUUACCAAAAAUAAAAUCACUUUUAAUGGUAAUGGAUUUUUCCCAUUUAUACCGAAUAGCUUAUACAAAAUUUUAAAGUAAUAAUGUAAAGACAUUAAUAAAUUUUUCUUACAA